GCAGUUGUAAGACAGGUACCCUCAGUUCAUUCUCGGUAAGGGGCAGUAGCCUGUGCGAGAGCGAGUGGAGCGCGAGUGGAUUUCUUUUUGCCUGAUUUCUUUUUUUGUUUCUUUCGGACCGUCAUUCAGUGCCUGGAUGGCGUGGGACAGGUGUAACCAGGACUCGGUCUGGAGAGAAUUAGAGUGUGCUGCCUUGGUUGGCGAAGACCAACCCCUCUGUCCGGACCUCCCCGAACUCGACCUCUCAGAGCUUGAUGUCAGUGACCUGGAUGCGGACAGCUUCCUGGGCGGGCUCAAGUGGUACAGUGACCAAUCAGAGAUAAUUUCCAGUCAAUAUGGCAACGAGGCUUCCAACCUCUUUGAGAAGAUAGAUGAGGAAAAUGAGGCCAACUUGCUGGCAGUGCUUACAGAAACGCUGGACAGCAUCCCAGUGGACGAGGACGGAUUGCCUUCGUUCGAGGCCCUGGCAGAUGGGGACGUGACCAAUGCCAGCGACCAGAGCUGUCCCUGCACCCCCGACGGUUCGCCGCGCACCCCCGAACCAGAGGAGCCCUCCUUGCUGAAGAAGCUCCUUCUGGCACCCGCAAACUCCCAGCUCAGCUAUAAUCAAUACAUAGGCGACAAGGCACAAAACCAUGCAGCCAGCAACCACCGGAUCAGACCAACACCUGCUGUUGUCAAGACGGAGAUCUCCUGGAACAGCAAGCCGAGGGGGGGCUGUCCGCAGCAGAGCCGUCUAGUGAGGCGCCCGUGCACCGAGCUGCUCAAGUACCUGACUGCCACCGACGACAUCCUCCUCCAGACCAAAGCCAGCGACGCCAAGAGCGCCUGGGGGGGUGGUGGCAAAGACAAGGGCGGCCUGCUGGGCGCCUCCUCCUCCACCUCCUCGUCGCCGUCCUCCUCCUCCACCUCCUCCUUCUCCUCCCUCUCCUCCUCCUCCUCUAUCGCCUCCAAGAAGAAGUCGUCCUCGUCGUCCGUCGUGUCGCAACAGCAGCAGCAGCAGCAUCACCAGCGAGGUGAGAGCCGGGCUGCUGGCGAGUGUAGUGUGGCUGGUGUGGGGGCUGGGAAGUGGCGUCGUUGCGCUCAUGGGGCUGGUGGCACUGAGGGACAGUCCGAACCCGCGGCGGCACCCGCUCCUGUCCCCCCAACACGUAGGAACGGCAGUGGCCAUGCCCGCCCCAAACUGGAGCGCAGGCCGUCCAGUGAAGAAGGAAGGCCGCCAGGUCCGCAGCCUGCGGUGGAUGCGGGGCGCCUGGCAGCCGCUAGGUUCAUUAGGUACAUGCAUUCUUAUUCUCUCCUUCCUAGAGAGACGGGUCAGACAGGCAGCUGUGGGCGUUGCCCUGAGGUGGGCACUGCCACUCAGGCUAGCGAGUGCUGGGGCGGGCAUGGCCGUGGUGCGGCAGCGCGUAGGCACAUCACAGUGACCAUAAAGAAAAGAGAGGAGGAGCCGGGGCAUCCGUUGCUUAGCCAGUUGCUGACCUCCAAGCAGAGGCCCGCCAGCUAUCGGGCCCACUUGCUCCUGCCCGCUACUACCCCUCAGCCCCGCAAGAGCAGUUCAUCAAGAAUGAGCUCUGGAGUCCUGGAGAGGGAUCAGUGUCCCAGCCAGGCUAUUGAGGUGGAGGAGAAGUACAGAGGCACUGUCAAUAUCAAUCCCGGCAGCUGGGGUCUCAGACAGGCCAAGGAGCCUGAUUCGGACCCCCUGUUGGCCGAGAGCUUAGGCCUAGGCAGCUGGGUUAGCCAGUCAGACCAGGGGCUAGAUUUGGGGCUGGAGCUGGGCUUGGGUUGGCCGGAGGUUGGCCUGGUGGAGCAGGCUGGCUGUUUCGGGGAGGAGGUCCGCGAUGAUGAUGCCAUGGGCAGCCCCAUGGCGCUCUCACAGGGCCUGCCAUGCCCACUCUUCCCAGAUUCUAGAAUUCCAGACCCCACUCCCUCCUUCACACAAGGGCAGCAGCACCUACACAUGCAGGCAGUCUGCGGGCACCCCGAUGACCAGGGCCUCCUGUUGUUAGCCAAACCAACCACCUUGCCACUUCCUUUGACCCCAGAGUCUCCAAAUGACCACAAGGGAUCACCGUUUGAGAGCAAAUCCAUUGAACGCACAUUGAGUGUGGAGAUCUCUGGAACCCCAGGUCUGACACCACCUACCACGCCCCCCCACAAAGCCAGUCAAGAGAACCCUUUCAAAGCAUCACUCAAAACCAAGUUGUCUUCAUGCUCCUCGUCUGCCCUGGCGUGCAAGAGGGUUCGGCUGAGCGAGGCGGGCCUCUGCGGCCCCCCAGCCCUAACCCCGACCCUAGGUGGGGGUCCCUCCAGGAAGGGCCCCGAGCAGACUGAACUGUAUGCCCAGCUGAGCAAAGCGUCCACUGCCCUCCCCAACUCGGUGGUCACCGCAACGACAGGGGGUUGCCAGGAGGAGCCCCGCGGCUUCAGCGACCACGACUAUUGUCAGUCGCCGGCGGCCAGCACAAAACGGGACGCUGACGCUAAUGUGGCUAACGCAGCUUAUGCUACUGUUACCAUGACGACUACUACGACAACCCCUCUGAUGCCCAAUCCGGUCAUGGCGGAGGACAGGCAUGUGAAAUGUAAGGACUCAGCCAUGCCACCCUCCUCCUUUUCUUCUUCCUCCUCCUCUUCUACGUCUUCUCCUACAUCUUCAUCCUCUUUGGCCAAGCAGCUGCAGCAGAGCUCUUACCCUGUGGCUACGGAGGCUCGGGGGCAGGGUGCUCGGGGACAGGACCGGACCCCCACCACCCAGACAAGAGCACCCCCACCACAGACCCUAGAUGGGGACCAGCAUUCCACCAGCAGGAAGCAGCCCCUGCGAGACCAGGAGAUCCGGGCGGAGCUCAACAAGCACUUUGGCCGUCCCCAGCAAGCCAUUUACAGCCAGGGUGAGAAGGGGGGGGAGUUGGUGGUGGAGGAGGGGGGGCAGGGAGGAGGGGAGAAGGUUGUCGCCCCGCAGGCGUCCGAGGAGAACCCUGCUGGGGACGAGUACUACUGCAAGCUUCCUGGUUCUGGUUCUACUGGGUACCUGCACCCGGGUCUCCCGCCCUUCCACGAGGAACUUGAGCUCCAGGACCGUGGCGUGGAGGGGCGCUACCUCUACCCCUGGGAGGGCACCCCCCUGGAAAUGCUUUUCGAGUCCUGCUCGCCGUCCUGCUCGCCGUCCAGCUGCUCCCCCUCACGGGGCUCCGUCUCACCCCUCUCCUCCCUCCUCCUCUCCCCCAGACACUUUGUCUGGCCCCGUUCGGGCUCCCCCUCCUCCCGUUCUCGCUCCCGGUCCCGCAGUUCCUCCUCCCACCACCGGAGGCGCUCCCUCUCCAGCUCACCCGACGGACGCCCCUCCUCCAGGUCUCGUCACAACAUGGACUCCAGCACUUACCGAUCCAGGACCCACAAAAGCCCUCACUCGCAGUCUCGAUCUCAGUCCAGAUCCCCCCUCAGCCGCAGGCCAAGGUACGACAGCUACGAAGAAUACCAACACGAGCGUCUGAAGCGGGAGGAGUAUCGCCAGGACUACCAGAAGAGGGAGUCCCAGAGGGCCGAGCAGAGGGAGAGGCAAAGUGAAAAAGCAAUACAGGAGGAGAGACGGGUGGUGUACGUGGGGAGACUGAGGUCCGACAGCACGCGAACCGAGCUAAAGCGGCGUUUUGAAGUCUUCGGCGAGAUCGAAGAGUGUGCCGUGAACCUGAGAGAUGACGGGGACAAUUUUGGUUUCAUCACCUACCGCUACACUUGUGACGCCUUCGCUGCCCUUGAAAACGGACACACCUUGCGCCGGUCAAACGAGCCCCAGUUCGAGCUGUGCUUCGGUGGACAAAAGCAGUUCUGCAAAUCGAAUUAUACAGACUUGGAUUCCCAUUCUGAUGACUUUGAUCCAGCCUCCACUAAAAGCAAGUAUGACUCCAUGGAUUUUGACAGCUUGCUGAGAGAGGCCCAGCGCUGCUUGAGAAGGUAACAAGUGCUCUAGCAGCCGCUGUCUACCAAGAGGGAUGUCUUGAUACCUCACUAAUGUUUCUGUCCUUUGACUACGAGAAGUUUUACACUCUAUGUAAGAGAGUAUAUAAAGAGGAACCUAUAUAUAUAUAUAUAUAU
Molecule: messenger RNA, 4095 nt
Organism: Oncorhynchus mykiss (rainbow trout)
Lineage: Eukaryota; Metazoa; Chordata; Actinopteri; Salmoniformes; Salmonidae
Gene: ppargc1a
Product: peroxisome proliferator-activated receptor gamma, coactivator 1 alpha
Biological process (GO): positive regulation of transcription by RNA polymerase II
Cellular component (GO): nucleus
Molecular function (GO): transcription factor binding; RNA binding
Source: RefSeq, a predicted model, not a curated record